Electrophorus electricus (electric eel) is the source of this 2958-nucleotide messenger RNA. It is a transcript of the gene capn2b, whose product is annotated as calpain 2, (m/II) large subunit b. Gene Ontology annotation, molecular function: calcium-dependent cysteine-type endopeptidase activity; calcium ion binding. Gene Ontology annotation, biological process: proteolysis. Gene Ontology annotation, cellular component: cytoplasm. Lineage: Eukaryota; Metazoa; Chordata; Actinopteri; Gymnotiformes; Gymnotidae. The record is from RefSeq and is a predicted model, not a curated record.
AAAACUUUAGGGCGGAGAAUCAAAGUUGCUUAACUCACAUCUGGAACCAAAGCGUUCACACAUUUUGCACACUUGUCCUCCAGAAGUAGAAACUGAAAAAUGGCUGGAAUCGCAUCGACUCUGGCGAAAAGGCGAGCCCGUGCUGCGGGGUUUGGCACAAACGCGAACGCGAUCAAAUACCUCAACCAGGACUUCGAGGAGCUGAGGAGCCAGGCUCUGAGUCGAGGACAGUUAUUCUCGGAUCCGACUUUCCCGGCCGCACCUGAAUCUUUGGGCUUCAAAGAGCUUGGACCGAAUUCAUCCAAAACCAGGGGGGUGCAAUGGAAGCGACCCGGAGAGUUGUGUUCCAGUCCCCAGUUCAUCGUCGGCGGAGCUACGAGGACCGAUAUCUGCCAAGGAGCCCUUGGGGACUGCUGGCUGCUGGCGGCCAUUGCCUCUCUCACUCAGAACGUGGAUGUGAUGGCCAGGGUGGUGCCCAGCAACCAGUCCUUUGGGGACAACUACGCCGGCAUCUUUCACUUUCAGUUUUGGCAGUUUGGCGAGUGGGUGGACGUUGUCGUUGACGAUCGGCUGCCAGUGAAGGAUGGCAAGCUUCUGUUUGUCCACUCUGAGGAAGGCACGGAGUUCUGGAGCGCCCUGAUGGAGAAGGCCUAUGCUAAGGUGAAUGGCUGCUAUGAGGCCCUCUCUGGGGGCUCCACCUCGGAGGGCUUCGAGGACUUCACAGGCGGCAUCGCAGAGAGCUACGAGCUACGCAAGGCACCCACCAACAUGUUCCAGAUCAUCCAGAAAGCGCUGGAGGCCGGAGCUCUGCUAGGCUGCUCCAUAGACAUCACAAGUGCUGCUGAUUCUGAGGCCGUCACCCGACAGAAGCUGGUGAAGGGACACGCCUACUCUCUCACCGGGGCCACAGAGGUACACUACCGUGGCGGUCUCGAGAAGCUCGUGCGCUUACGGAACCCCUGGGGUCAAGUGGAGUGGACAGGCGCCUGGAGCGACAACUCGUCUGAAUGGAGCUACGUGGAUCCUUCAGAGCGGCCAAACAACAACGCUGAGGAUGGGGAGUUCUGGAUGUCGUUUUCAGAAUUCAUGCGGCAGUACAAUCGUGUUGAGAUCUGCACACUGACCCCGGACGCCAUCACCAGCGAUGAUGUGAAGCCCUGGAGCGUGUGUAACUACAGCGGCACCUGGAGGCGGGGCUCCACGGCAGGGGGCUGCAGGAACUACGCCCAAUCGUUUUGGCAGAACCCGCAGUACGUAAUCAAGCUGGAUGAGGAGGACAAGGACCCGAACGACAACCAGGCGGGUUGCAGCCUGGUCAUGGGCCUGAUCCAGAAGAACCGGCGCCGCCUUCGCAAGGAGGGCGAGGACAUGGAAACCAUCGGCUACGCCAUCUAUACGUUGCCUCAACAGUUUUCUGGCCAGAGGGAUGUGCGCCUGGAUAAGAACUUCUUCCUGACACACGGGCAGACGGCCCGCUCUGAGACCUUCAUCAACCUGCGGGAGGUCAGCACGCGCUUCCACCUGCCCCCGGGGGAGUACCUCGUCGUGCCCUCCACCUUCGAGCCCAACAAGGAUGGAGACUUCUGCCUGCGUGUGUUCUCCGAGAAGAUGACCGAGACACAGCGGUGUGAUGACCCAAUCGAUGCCAAGUUAGAAAAUGACACUGUGUCAGACAGUGAAGUGGAUGCAAGCUUCAGGAGUCUCUUCGUGAAGCUUGCAGGAAGCGACAUGCUAAUCUCUGCCAAGGAGCUUAGGACGAUCCUAAACAAAAUCAUUGCAAAACGAACUGACAUUAAGACAGAAGGCUUCAGUCUGGAGACAUGCCGGGUUUUGGUCAACCUCAUGGAUGACAGCGGGGAUGGUAUGCUGGGCCUGGGCGAGUUCGCCACGCUGUGGAAGAAGAUCCAGAAGUACUUGAACAUUUAUAAGAAUAACGACUUGGAUCAUUCUGGAACCAUAAGCAGUCCAGAGCUGCGUCUCACUCUGAAGGAAGCGGGAUUCACUCUGAAUGACACCAUUUUCCAGGUGUUGGUGGCCCGUUACGCUGCACCGGACUUGACCGUCGACUUUGAUGACUUUGUGGCCUGCUUCAUUCGCCUGGAGAUGAUGUUCCGGAUGUUUAAAAAGUGUGACCCACACGGCACUGGCUUCAUGGAGAUCGACUUCCAAAUGUGGCUGCUACUAACCAUGAUCUAAGACCCCUGCCUGAAAGCAGUGGAUGAGUCACUUGUGUUGCUUAAACAUGCUUCUUGCAUUCAGAAUUUCAAAACAGUGAAAAUGGAUCCCAAAGUACUGUUAAGCUUGGUCUCCAUUUACAGUGACAUUUGAGUUCCUUUUGUAAAUACCUACAAUACAAUUAGGCCAAGGUUCAAAAUUAUAUUUACUGUUGCUGUGACACAAUGAGCCGUAACAAUUAAGCAGCCGUAGCAUCUGAGAUGGUGGAUUAAGUUUUUAUACUGUGGACUUUUUGGACUUCCAAUUGACAUACCAGGAAUGGUCUUUGCAGACCGAAGUCUUAACCGUUCUAGUAGAAGAGAAAUGGAAUUCCAGUGACUCCAUAAUAGAGUGGGAGUACUGUCAUAGCUGCUGACCUUGAAACCUGGGAGGGGAGGAUGAUGAGAAUCUGUUCAAUUCACAGUUCUCUUAAGCAUCCUGUAUGUUAACUGACUUGCAAGGGGAUCGGGGAUAAAUUGCAGCUCACACUGCUGUAGUGUUUUAUAUUAAUGGUGGGGAAGCUCUUAUUACACCAUGUAUCUGAUAUUGCCCUAAUUUACUGUUUACUAUUUUGUGCUGCAUGAUUUUAUUGCAAUCUUCUUUUAAAAUGGUGUGUGGGUUAUAGGGGUACUGUUGUGGAGCAAUUAUCUUAACCCCUGUGUAAUGUGUUUUAAUUGGAUGUUCUUUUCUAAGACCCAUUAAACAUGUUUCUGACGUUCCCUCUUGAAUGGGGAGCGUAUUUCA